Drosophila kikkawai is the source of this 5754-nucleotide messenger RNA. Its product is annotated as collagen alpha chain CG42342. The record is from RefSeq and is a predicted model, not a curated record. Gene Ontology annotation, biological process: extracellular matrix organization. Lineage: Eukaryota; Metazoa; Arthropoda; Insecta; Diptera; Drosophilidae. Gene Ontology annotation, molecular function: extracellular matrix structural constituent conferring tensile strength.
UUCAUUCGCAAAGUUGUGCCGGAAGUUGGUCUGCCGGAAGUCGAAGAACCGCCGCAAAACGGGAGUUUCGAACUUGCACGAAAACGGUUCGAGCCAAAAACCAAAACCAAAACACAGUGACGCCGAAAGCUUUGUUUGUGUUGUGCCAGUGUGGGUCGGAGAUAUAGAUUCAGAUAUAGCGGUAUCCUAUCCUCCGGGUCAAAAAGGAGAAAAGAAAGCAAAGAAAGCCGAGGAGGAGAAUGUUUUAACAACUGCCGCGUUUGUGAGUGUGUGUGUGGCUUGCCAAGUGCAAGAAGCUGUAAUUUAUAUAUAUCUUACCGUAUUUUGUGGAAAUUAAAUUAUGUUAAGUGCUCAAAUCAGUACGAAGAAGGUGCUGUGAAAAGCGAACGCGGCGAGCGCCUGGAGCAACAACAUCAGGAAGAAAGUGAAGCCAAAGGAGGUGCCAGCCAAAAAACCGCCACAAGGAGAAGUACCUAAGAGUUGGAAAGUGAAGGCACAGCUAAAUAAGUUGCAAUGUAAAGAGCCCUCCGAAAGGACGAACAGGACUUGUCAACGAGCUGUAGAAGCAGCUGCCACUGCAACGAUUGACAGGACAAAAACAAAGGACGCCGAGGACUUCCCGCUCGAGUGGCACAAGUUUUCUCGGAUUUUUUCCCUCCUCCAAGGCCCCCCGAAAAACGUCAGCAACGGGGCGCAAUGUGCUAGCCAAAUACCGAAGUCGAAGAAUAGAAAAUCACUCGCCGAAAAAAACAUUGGGAUAGCACCAAAAAAAGAAAAGAAAAAAAGAAAUAAAAACGUAAAAAAGAGCAAGGACUGCGGUGCAGCAUAUGUGUAUUUCAGUGCGCUUUCUGUGAUGCCACAAGGACACAAGGACACUUCAAGUGACAGCAACAUUCGCGAGUUUUUCGUUCGCCAAGAGUCUUCCAUCUAGGACGCAGCAGGAGCAGGAACAGCAGUAUGCGCAAGCACAAAGCGCCGCCCAGCGGCAGUCCAAGGACAAUGCCCCAGGACACGGCUUCACAAUCGUCAGAGGAGGCAGGAGUCGGGGAGUCCCCCACCAACGGGGAAGCUCCUCUACUGCUGGGCCACCACGCCCCCGCAGAUGCCACCGCAACUGCAGCAGCAACAGCAGCUAGUCGCCUGGCCCCGCCCCUCUGUCAGCCUCUCAACAUCGGUGGCAGCAGCAGUUCCGCCGGCAAGGAGCGACCGCGUCCCUCCGUCCGGUUCGCCUCCCUGCUGCACGUGGCCAGCUACGUGCUCUGCCUGUGCGCCUUCAGCUUCGCCUUGUACGGCAACGUGCGGCAGACGCGGCUAGAGCAGCGGAUGCAGCGCCUCCAGCAGCUGGACGCGCGCAUCGUCGAGUUGGAGCUGCGGCUCGAGCAGCAGCAACUGCUCCACUGGCCCGCUGACCAGACGCAGAUCCUGGCCAGCAGUUCCGGCGAGAGUGCCAGCAGCAAUGGCAGCCAGCAUCUGGAGCUGCACGUGCGACGGGAGCUGCAUCGUCUGCGUCGGGACGUAUCGCACCUGCAGCUCACGCGACGGCAGCAGCGACGCCAGGCAGCGGAGGCGGCGGCAGCGGCCAGCGUUGAAGGUGGAUCCGGUAAUGGCCAGUGCCAGUGUCAAGCAGGUCCUCCAGGUCCGCCGGGUCCGCAGGGCAAGCGAGGGAAACGCGGCAAGAAGGGCGAUGCCGGCGACAAGGGCGAUCCGGGCCUCAAUGGCAUCGGUGGGGAAAAGGGUGCGGCAGGCAAGCCCGGUGACAAGGGCCAGAAGGGUGACACCGGGCAUCCUGGCAUGGAUGUGUUCCAGACGGUGAAGGGUCUGAAGAGAUCGGUGACAACGCUGCAUGGCGGCACGCUGGGCUAUGCGGAAAUAGUUGCUGUUAAGGGUGAGCCUGGAGAGCCGGGUCCACCGGGACCGCCGGGCGAGGCGGGACAGCCUGGUGCGGCUGGUGAACGUGGACCACCGGGCGAAACCGGAGCGCAGGGUGUCCAGGGCGAGACCGGACAGCCAGGACCCGCCGGACCGCCUGGAGCGGCGGGCGCACCUGGCACGAAGGGCGACAAGGGCGAUCGGGGCGAUCGUGGCCUCACCACAACCAUCAAGGGCGACGAGUUCCCCACGGGCAUCAUCGAGGGUCCUCCGGGGCCGCCGGGACCACCUGGUCCGCCCGGAGAGCCUGGAGUGCGGGGCGAGGAGGGACCCAUUGGACCCGCCGGACCGCCUGGCGAGAAAGGACCGCGCGGCAAACGCGGCAAGCGGAUAUUCGGACCUGGUGGCACCAAAUUAGACGAGGACUACGACGAUCCGCCGGUAACCCUACUGCGAGGCCCACCGGGACCGCCUGGCACGGCCGGCAAGGAUGGACGCGAUGGACGAGAUGGCAGCAAGGGAGAGCCUGGAGAGCCAGGCGAGCCGGGAUCUCUGGGUCCGCGAGGAUUGGACGGACUGCCGGGUGAACCGGGCAUCGAGGGACCGCCAGGAUUGCCGGGAUAUCAGGGUCCGCCCGGUGAGAAGGGCGAUCGCGGAGAUAUUGGUCCGCCGGGACUGAUGGGACCGCCGGGUCUGCCCGGACCACCAGGAUAUCCGGGAGUCAAAGGCGACAAGGGAGAUCGCGGUGAUUCGUACCGCAAGAUGCGCCGUCGCCAGGACGACGGAAUGUCCGAUGCCCCGCACAUGCCCACCAUCGAAUACCUAUAUGGACCGCCAGGACCUCCGGGACCCAUGGGUCCGCCAGGACACACCGGCAGCCAGGGAGACCGCGGUCUGGACGGACGCAAGGGGGAUCCGGGCGAGAAGGGCCACAAGGGAGAUCAGGGACCCAUGGGCCUGCCGGGUCCAAUGGGCAUGCGAGGCGAAUCGGGACCCUCGGGACCCGCGGGAAAAGCUGGCAUACCGGUGUGGGGCGACUACUAAUACUAGUUAAAUGGCAGUCUCUAUUAAAUAAUAACCAGUCUAAAAUGCGACUUGAAAGCUAAAAGAAAACAUUCCUAGGCUCACGCACACACUCACACCGAAACACUCACAAAUGCAAAGUCUUAAAAAAACACCCAAAAACACAGACACACAAACAGACAUUUGAGGAAAGGAAAACAAAUUUAAUCAAAGCAAAACAAAUGUUCAAAGUUACGAAGCCGCGCAACGCUUGUCAAAUGUGCUCAGUUAUCGUCUAAAUAUAUAUAUAUUAUGUAUAUGUAUAUCAAAUUGUACAAACACGCACCCAUGUACAGAAAAUCAAAUACGAAAUAGCAGCAUGUCAGUGCCGAGUAAGCAAAUCAAUUAAUUGCACACGGCAGAGAACAGAAAUCAGAAAUCAGAAAUCCGAAACCAUAAAACAUAAACCUAAAACCGAAACCGAAACACCCUCCACCCGCAUGAAGAAAAAAAUUAAUAUUCAUAUCAUUUAAAAUGCCCCAAGAGUCAAAUAAGUAUUUAUGUAUACAAACAAGUAGCGCAAACAAACAUAUGUCUACAGAGCGUAUUUACAAACGUCAAUCAAUCGAAUCAACUAACACACUUUGAGCCAUUCCCCCACACAGCCCACACACCCCCUACACCCCCACUCACACACUCUGACUAGUAAGCCAGCUAACAAAUAUGCAAUGCAAAUAAUUUAAUUGCAUUUCAUUCGCCGCUGCUCUGUGCGAAGCAGUCGCAGCAGCAGCAGGAGCAGGAGAAAAUGCAUAAAUCAUACGCACCGUGGUACGUGGCAGCACUGGGUCUUCUAGGGUUUCCACGAGUGCGAAACAGCACUAAUUGAUAGAUUAUGUCGAAGCCGAGUUGCUAUCAUUGACAAUUUGCGGUGAUUGGCUUAAUUAUCCACAUAAUCAGAUGAUCCUUGACUUUCUGCUUCCGCUCCAGCUGCAGCUUCCGCUCCUUCUCCUGCUCCUGCCGCUUGCUUGCAUUGUCUUAGGUGCCGUCCAUGGGCUUUGUCUGAAUAUUCGAAUAGUACUCGUUCAUGCAAAGCAUAAUUGCCAAAGCUUCAAUGUGAAACACAAGAGCCAGUAGAAGAGACACAGUAAAGUUGUACUUAAGCCAGGAAUUGUUCCAAUUAAUGGAUAAUUUCAAGACGAAAUUGUAAGAUAUUUUGAUUCGGAUCUCUCUCAAUGUUCGCAUAGAUAUUGUUUAAUUAUUUCUGCCGUACUAAGCGGAUUUAUACAUACAACAAAUGGCAAUUGAAAUGCAUCUCACUCGCGUAUAUCCACAACAAAGAGCUCUCCCAUCCAAUUGUGCAUAUUUUACAGUGUUAAAAACUUAAAUAAACCCUGAGAAAGAGCAGAAGUUAGUUAGGCUAAAGUUACACUAUACAGAAGACAGAGUCGGCUUACUCUCUCCCUCCCGAAAUGCGAAAAAUAUCAAUAAUAAAUACAUAAUCUUACCACGAGUAUGUAUCCUAUUGGUUUCAUGGACAUCUCAAACAAAGUAACGCAAAUAUUUCUAUUUAUACAAGAAAUAAUAAAGAAUCGAAGGCGUAAAUUAACAUUUUUCAAUGCGAGUGCUCGAACUAGGCAGGGGACAAAAAUCAAACAUAAUCAAUGCAAAUGAAAUAAUGCCAUGGAAAUAUGAUAAUAAAAGUAUAUAGAACUGCCCAGUCGACAGCGCAUUUCCAAAUCCGCAGCCCAUAAAAAUUCAAUGGGAAUUAUUGAAUAUGCAAAUGGGGAAAUGAAAACGAAAAUGGAAUGGAAUGGAAAAUUUUUGCAGCUUUAAUGUUUGCAUGAACAGCCAACAGCAAACGGCAUCGAAAAUCACAAAGAAUAUGUCAAUUUGUUUUCAAUUAGAUGUGUCUCGUUGUUGUAAUAAUCCCCAAAUGGAAAACAGAAUACACAAACAAUUUGCAUGUCAAUUUUCAUUUAAUCCACUAAAUGUCAAGCAACCCAACGUGUACAUACGCUGCGAUAAAGAAUGGAAUUUAAUCAUAUAAUUAACUAUUAAUUUUUCUAGCUGUUUCACCUCUCUCUUACCAUCUUGCUCUCUAAAUAUAUAAAUAUACUUACUCUGUACGCUCUAGAUUCCUUCACUCACUAACUACGAACUCAACUCUCUCUCGAUCCAUAGGCUAGAAUAAUGAAUUGUGUUUUCGCGAUUGAAACUUAAACUUAAACAUUAACAUUAACCCCUAAUUACCUAACUAUAAUUGAAGAGCAAGCGAAAAGGUAAAACCCCUAAUAAGCCGCUAACCGUAAUUGUAAGUGUACAUUUGUUAAUUACCCCAUAAACAAGAAGAGUUUGCAAACGAAAUAAAAAUAAUAAAACAUAAAGCAAAUCUAUAUAUAUAUAUAUAUAUAUACAAGGAUAUAUAUUUACGUGUAUUUAUGUCUAUAUACUAAAUGUCGAUGUGCGAGUGCAUUAUGCCAUCACGAACCCCAAUACCAUAUUUUUAUCUGUGCUGCUGCGUGCAUUCCAAAUGUAUAAUUCCAUAUGAUUCGAUUGAUAAAGUAAUAACGUAAUAACGUAAUAGCGCAAUGCGAAUCCCGACAAUUGUUUGCCUUGGCCCCUCCCGAGCAUGUGCGAAUCGCGGUUAAGCGGCGAGCAAGGCAGGCAAACAAGGCAAGGCCACAGAAUGACAGAUUGUAAAAUGAUUGCUAAACGAAACUAACAUAAUUUUCGUAUUAAUUAUGCAUUUUCAAUAAAGUGAUGGUUUUUUACUAAACAACAAAAUUUAAACACUCAUUUGCGAGGCAGGGUGUUCCCACUUUAUGCCGCUCUGCUAACCACACGCUUUCCCCAUUUUCUCUCCACUCUUUUUUCGCUUUCUCC